Molecule: messenger RNA, 2017 nt
Organism: Coregonus clupeaformis (lake whitefish)
Lineage: Eukaryota; Metazoa; Chordata; Actinopteri; Salmoniformes; Salmonidae
Product: RNA-binding motif, single-stranded-interacting protein 3
Exons: 14
Coding region: 580-1827 (415 amino acids)
Cellular component (GO): ribonucleoprotein complex; nucleus; cytosol
Molecular function (GO): mRNA 3'-UTR binding; poly(U) RNA binding; poly(A) binding
Source: RefSeq, a predicted model, not a curated record
CUGAAAGAGAGAGAGAGAGCAGCCGAGUGAGCGACAGAGAGAGGGAGGCAGAUACAGAGCGUAAGAGAGAGAUUGAAGCCGAGGAGCGAGGUAAGCUAUAGCAAGACAGCUUAAAUAUAAAAGUGAUCUAGCUAUCCUCCCCCUUUUCCUUGUCUUUCUAUUUCUCCUCUCCCACACUGUCCCGUGCCACCAAUUUGUUUGCAGGACUGCCUAAAGCCACUGCCACCUGCUCCUCCUCAUCUUCCUCCGCUACGGCUCUUCUCACGCGUUACUAUCCGACACCAGCCAGUGAGGGACAGACAGGACAGGCAGCAGCUUCCAUUUUUAACACUCCAGGAGAUUUAACUAAAAGGCGUCGCCAGGCAGGACCUGCCCCCACAGAGGCAACCCCUCUCCCAGCCACUCUCCGUCAGACGAACCCUGCCUGCUCUCCGGAGGACCAGCAGUGAUACAACACACCAGUGUGGACGGGAAAAAAUAAGGGACCUACAGUCAGAGAGCCAAGCCCCAGUACUACUAACACUCGUCCGCUGCCUCCGUGUAACCAUUCCCUGCCACGGCGCUAAGGAUUCUAGCUACAUGGGCAAGCGAUUGGAACAGCAACCAAUGUACCCUCAGUACACAUACUACUACCCCCACUACCUCCAGACCAAGCAGCCCUAUGCUCCACCCCUCCACCCCAUGGCUCCACCCAGCCCCAGCCACAACAGCUGCAGUCACGGCGGAUCCGAGCAGCUGAGUAAAACUAACCUGUACAUUCGAGGCCUGCCCCCGGGGACCACGGACCAGGAUCUCAUCAAGCUCUGCCAACCAUAUGGAAAAAUAGUGUCAACUAAGGCGAUCCUGGACAAGAACACCAACCAGUGCAAAGGAUAUGGCUUUGUGGACUUUGAUAGCCCGGCUGCAGCACAGAAGGCGGUGUCGUCUCUCAAAGCCACCGGGGUGCAGGCUCAAAUGGCCAAGCAACAGGAGCAGGACCCCACCAACCUGUACAUCUCCAACCUGCCUGUGUCCAUGGAUGAGCAGGAGCUGGAGAACAUGCUGAAGCCCUUCGGUCAUGUCAUCUCCACGCGCAUACUGAGGGACGCCAACGGGGUCAGCAGAGGGGUCGGCUUCGCCAGGAUGGAGUCGACUGAGAAAUGUGAAGUGGUGAUACAGCAUUUCAAUGGGAAAUACCUGAAAACCCCACCAGGCAUUCCAGCCCCCAAUGAGCCUUUACUGUGCAAAUUCGCUGACGGAGGGCAGAAGAAACGCCAGAGCCAGAGCAAGUACCCGCAAAACGGGCGGCCGUGGCACAGGGAAGGCGAGACUGGUAUGCAGUUAACAUAUGAUCCUGCUGCUAUGCAGAACGGGUUCUACUCCUCGCCUUACAGUAUCGCCACCAACCGCAUGAUCGCACAGACAUCCAUUACGCCCUUCAUCGCUGCUUCCCCCGUCUCCACAUAUCAGGUCCAGAGUACGUCAUGGAUGCCUCAUCAACAAUACGUUAUGCAACCUACAGGUGCAGUGAUCACCCCAGCCAUGGACCACGCCAUGUCCAUGCAGCCUGCCAACAUGAUGGGCCCGCUCUCCCAGCAGAUGAACCAUCUGUCCCUGGGCACUACAGGAAGUUACAUGACUGCUGCGGCUGCCGGGGCGCCUAUGCAAGGGACCUACAUUCCUCAGUACACUCCUGUGCCUCAGACAGCCGUCCCUGUUGAAGGAGUGGUCACGGAUGCCUCUCCUCAGUCAGUGGCUCCCUCGUCGCAUGACAUGAGUGGGCAGCAGCAACAGAUCCAGGUGGACGGGUCCAGCGACCAUGUUGCUUACUCAUACCAGUCCAAAUAGCGAUGGGCGAGGAGAAUAUUCCUGUGACAGCAUUACCUUGAGACAGGGGGGUUGGCUGCACUGAGAAUGUGGAGAGAAAAGCGAUUGCUUCCAGAUUGCCCAGGCACCAAAAAAUAGACACUUUUUUCAUUUCCGACCUGGCCUAAGAGAGAGACAGAGACAGAGAGAGAGAGGGAGAGAGAGAGGAGGA